Bombina bombina (fire-bellied toad) is the source of this 2267-nucleotide messenger RNA. It is a transcript of the gene NAGPA, whose product is annotated as N-acetylglucosamine-1-phosphodiester alpha-N-acetylglucosaminidase. Bases 113 to 1585 code for a protein of 490 amino acids. NCBI's taxonomy places the organism in Eukaryota, Metazoa, Chordata, Amphibia, Anura, Bombinatoridae. The record is from RefSeq and is a predicted model, not a curated record. The transcript is spliced from 9 exons.
UCGUUUAGUAUGGCGGCGCUUAGAGAGCAGCCUGCACCGGGGACAGAAUAGGAUAUGUAGUAAAGAAACAGUGCAGACUGCAGAUGCUACUGGUUUUUCAUCGGGCACAGACAUGAUACGAGAUUCGUGGUGUUCGGGACACAACAACAUGCUGAAGCGCUUAUUGAUGUUGCAAUGUGUCUUUAGUAUUCGUGCCAGAGAUUCCCUGCUUGAUGAUUUGCUGCUGCCGUAUCCUCUGUUUUCCCAGCAUGGUCCAAGUCACAGCAAUCGUAAAGUUCGGGACUGCCAGCCCAUUGCGUAUGGUAAUAGAACACAUGAAGAAUGGCCCAGCAUUAAGAACAUAACUCUUCCAUUGACUACAACAAAAAUAUUUGAAUAUAACUUUUUUGGCUCAGUAAUCUAUGGCCACUUUACAUAUAUAAACCAUCCUCUGAGGACCUUUUCUGUUUUGGAACCUGGUGGACCAGGAGGUUGUGAUAGAAACAGAACAGAAACUGUGGAAUUAACGGCAAGACAUGGAAAGUGCAUUGUUGCUCAGAAUGGUGGAUUUUUUGAUGUAAAUACUGGGAGUUGCAUUGGGAAUGUUGUGAGCAAUGGUAAGCUGGUGAGAAACUCCAAAGGAAUUCAGAAUGCUCAGUUUGGAAUAAAGGCAGAUGGUACAAUGGUUUUUGGCUAUUUGUCGGAAGAGCAAGUUUUAGAUGAGGAAAAUCCCUUUGUGCAGCUGUUAAGUGGAGUUGUGUGGCUGCUUCGUAAUGGAGAGGUUUAUAUUGAGGACAGUAAAACUGCAGAAUGUGAUAAAGUUCAAACUACAGGUAGUCUUGAUCAUUUUAUUAAUGUCAGAUCUGCUAGAACUGCAAUUGGCCAUGACAAAAAUGGAAGGCUAAUCCUGUUUCAUGUAGAAGGGAAAACGUAUGAAAGAGGCUUCAACUUGAUUGAAAUGGCAGAAUUCUUAAAAGAUAAUGGAGUUGUUAACGCCAUAAACUUGGAUGGUGGAGGGUCAGCUACUUUGGUGUUGAAUGGGACACUUUCUAGUUACCCAUCUGAUUACUGUGUUAAUAGUACAAUUUGGCAUUGCCCAAGGAAGAUCUCAACUGUUGUUUGCGUCCAUGAACCCUUCUGUGAUCCUGCUGACUGUGGAAGUCAUGGGCAGUGUGUUAUUGGAGAGUGCCAAUGUACAGGCUAUUGGACUGGGCCUGCCUGCAAAGUUCUUAACUGUGGUCAGUCAAACUGCAGUGGACAUGGGAAUUGCACAGAAGAUGGCUGUAUGUGUGAGACUGGCUGGGAGGGCAGUUCCUGCAGUAAAGUAGGUCCAUGUUGGGAAUCGAAACCCAGUUUAUUCACUGAGCAAACAUGGAGCAUUGUAACUGCCACACUUGCAGUUCUACUUUUGAUCAGUGCAGCUUUCAAUGUAAGACAGGCUUCCAGAUGUGGAGAGAGGAGGCAUGAAGACAAGAUAUACUCCUACCAACGACUACAGGAAUUAAGUGAAAACAUGGACGUUACAGACAUGUGUGAGCCCUGGGAUUUGUACCCACCGGAAUAUAAAAGGGAGAACCAUCAUGUUGAAGAAAAUUAUUCAAAUUGAAUGUAGUUUUUAUUUUAAAUAUGUAUUUUAAUAUUUAAGCAUUAUUAACUAAUUAAUAAUGCAAGCUGUGAUAACUCUGCUACCAAAGUGCCUUAGGUUCAAUUCAGUGUUGGGAAGAAACUAUAUGGUUAAUGAAUUACAGUAGGAUGUAUUGGACUUUCUCGGUGACCAAUUUUUAGUAUUAACUGUGAAUAUUUUUUAUGACACUGGAUAUGUAUAUGAAACUUUUUUAUGUGUUUUUUUUUUUAAUUCUUCAUAUUACUGAAGUGCCAAAGGUUCUGAGAGGUGUUUAAAUAGUUUUUUUGCUUGUCCAUGGUACACAAAGUCUAACAUAUUAGCUUUCAGAAGUUAUAAAACAGAAGAUUAAAAAAAAUGUUAGCAUAUUUGUACGUACUUUAACUUAUUUAUAUUCCAAAAUGAUAGGUGAAACAUUAUACAUUUGUAUCAAUAUAGUGCAAUGUAUACUUGAGACGCACAAUUUUUCCAUAUUUAAAAAGUAGAUGGGGUACAGGGUCACAUGUAUAAUUUACUAAGACUGUCUAAUGUAAUUCCUAAUAGCCUCCCUAAUGUGUUUAAAAAAUGAGUUUAUAUAUGUUUAUCUUUUAAAUAUAUAAGAAUAUUAGAACAUAUGCCCAUGCAUAUGUCACCAAGGUUUUAAAAUAAAUUUAGCCGUAAACACACA